Messenger RNA from Lasiosphaeria miniovina, 1947 nucleotides. RefSeq names its product Endonuclease/exonuclease/phosphatase. Gene Ontology annotation, cellular component: nucleus. Bases 1 to 1947 code for a protein of 648 amino acids. Gene Ontology annotation, biological process: base-excision repair. The transcript has 3 exons. The record is from RefSeq and is a predicted model, not a curated record. NCBI's taxonomy places the organism in Eukaryota, Fungi, Ascomycota, Sordariomycetes, Sordariales, Lasiosphaeriaceae. Gene Ontology annotation, molecular function: phosphoric diester hydrolase activity; double-stranded DNA 3'-5' DNA exonuclease activity; endonuclease activity.
AUGUUCGACACGCUCGAGGCCGAUAUCGUGAUCAUGCAGGAGACCAAGAUCCAGCGCAAAGACCUCCAGGACGACAUGGUGCUUGUCCCCGGCUGGGAUGUCCACUUCAGUUUGCCCAAGUACAAGAAAGGGUACUCUGGCGUGGCCAUCUACACUCGCUCCUCCAAAUGCUCGCCCAUCCGCGCCGAAGAAGGCAUUACCGGCAUCCUUUGCCCUCCCAACUCAACCACCAGGUUUCGCGACCUCCCCGUCGACCAGCAGAUUGGCGGAUACCCAAGGCCCGGUCAGCUCUCGAGCUUCGUGGAUGAGCCUACGCUCGACUCCGAAGGCCGCUGUAUGAUCCUCGAGUUCCCCGCCUUUGUUCUCAUCGGCGUAUACAGCCCGGCCACACGAGACGAGACCAGGUCCGAGUUUCGCCAGGGUUUCAUCGACGCCCUAGAUAUCAGGGUCCGUAACCUGGCUGCGCUCGGGAAGCAGGUCGUUCUUUGCGGCGAUCUCAACAUCAUCCGCUCCGAGAUGGACACCGCAGGUCUUCUAGAACGGCUGCGGAAGGAGGUCAUGUCUCUCGACGACUUCUUCUCGAUGCCUUCGCGUCGUUUCUUCAACCAGAUCGUCUUUGGAGGCCGCGUCGAUGGCGAACGGGAUGAAGGCCGGGAGGAGCCUGUGCUGUGGGAUCUCUGCAGAGAGUUCCAUCCUGCCCGCAAGGGCAUGUACACUUGCUGGGAGACUAAGAAGAACGCGAGGCCAGGCAACUAUGGAAGCCGUAUCGACUACGUCUUGUGUACGUCCGGCAUCAGAGACUGGUUCGUCGACUCCAACAUCCAGGAAGGUCUUUUGGGAUCCGAUCACUGCCCUGUUUACGCCAGAAUCGAUAACACUGUCGGCUUUGACGGCAAUAGCAAGACACACAUAGAAGACUUGAUGAACCCCGAGGGCAUGUUCAAAGAUGGCAAGCGGUUGCGGGAGUGGUCGCCCAAGGACCUUCUUCCCACGUCAGCAAAGCUCAUCCCUGAGUUUGACCGGCGGCAAAGCAUCCGCGAUAUGUUCUUCAAGAAAGCAAACCCGAAUGGCAAGGCAGCGAACCCAGCAUCAUCGUCAAGCAUCGACGGCCCAGACAAGCUGAAGCUUGACGAUGCCACUCUUCUCACGCAACACCUAACCCAACUACACCCAAGCUCAAUCUCUACGUCGCAGUCCUCCGACCCAGCCUCUUCAAACACGGCCUCCAGUGCCCCAGCUCUGUCGACAAAGCCUUCUAUUUCCAAACGCCAAGCCGAGCCUCCCCCGUUCUCUUCGAGCAGGCCACCGAAGAAGACAAAGGCAUCUCUUGAUAAGGAAAAUGCAGCGAAAUCGAAAGCCAGUUUAUCGCAGCGGAGUCUAGCGAGCUUCUUCAAGCCAGCGACAACGCCCAUCUCCGACACCAGUCCGGACAAAGAGGCCGAAGACGUCAGUGGCGGCCUUUCUCCCCCGACUUGGCAAGCGAGCAAUCUACACUCCGCAAAGUCAGCGGCUACGCGGACCUCCGCCCAAGACAAAGAAUGGGGCUCCAUGCCUGGCAUUGACAGGGUAUUCGACCCCAUCGAGUCCAAGGAGUCGUGGUCCAAGCUGCUUGGCAAGAGAGUCGUGCCCAAGUGUGAGCAUGGCGACGAUUGCGAGAGCCUGGUCACCAAGAAGCCCGGCGUUAAUUGUGGUGAGUACCACCUUUUGGUUUUUCUCCCUGAAUGCCCGCUCCUUUUCACAGCCAGAUCCCAAAAUCGAGGCUCCCUGAAAACCACCACCCCAACCUUGUCAACUCUGCCUCGACUAACAAACGCUUCCCUUCUUUAUCUAGGCCGAUUCUUCUACGUGUGUGCCCGCCCGCUGGGCCCGAGCGGAGACAAGGAGCAGGGCACCGAGUUUCGAUGCAAAACUUUUAUAUGGAGCAGCGAUUGGAGUGGUCGGCAGUGA